Molecule: messenger RNA, 1768 nt
Organism: Acinonyx jubatus (cheetah)
Lineage: Eukaryota; Metazoa; Chordata; Mammalia; Carnivora; Felidae
Gene: EID1
Product: EP300 interacting inhibitor of differentiation 1
Exons: 1
Coding region: 97-672 (191 amino acids)
Biological process (GO): negative regulation of DNA-templated transcription
Cellular component (GO): nucleoplasm
Molecular function (GO): transcription corepressor activity
Source: RefSeq, a predicted model, not a curated record
ACGCAGGCGCACGGCGUUUGCGCACGCGCACAACCCCUCGGCCGCGUAGCUCCGAUCUUGCAAAAACCCCUUUCGAGAGGUUGAGCAGCUUGUACAAUGUCGGAAAUGAACGAGCUGUCCGAGCUGUAUGAAGAGAUCAAUGACCUGCAGAUGGAUGUGAUGCUUGGCGAGGGUGACCUUCCGCAGAUGGAGGUAGGCAGCGGGAGCCGGGAGCCAUCCCCGAACGCCUCCGGCAACGGGGCCCAGCCACAGCUCGAGGAGGAAGGCCCAAUGGAGGAGGAGGCGGCCCAGCCAAUGGCGGAGCCGCAGGGGGAACGAGGCCUUGCUAACCGGCCCAGCCCUGGGGAGCAGCCAGGCCUGAUCGCGGGCCCUGAGUUCGAGAGCGAGGACGAGGGCGAGGAAUUUGAUGACUGGGAGGACGACUACGAUUAUCCGGAAGAGGAGCAGCUGAGUGGUGCGGGCUACAGAGUAUCAGCGGCCCUUGAAGAAGCCAACAAGAUGUUUCUGAGAACAUCCAGAGCAAGGGAAGCAGCCCUGGAUGGCGGGUUUCAAAUGCAUUAUGAGAAGACCCCGUUUGAUCAGUUGGCUUUUAUCGAAGAGCUUUUUUCACUUAUGGUUGUCAAUCGUCUGACCGAAGAACUCGGCUGUGAUGAGAUUAUUGAUAGUAAUUAAAUGCUGUUAAAAGAGGAGGAAAAGUUGAGGAGAGACCCAACAUUCCGCUGCCUUUUGGGUUCAUUCCAGAUAGUACCGUGCCAAUGAAAAAUUUAAUCUUCAAAAAAAGAUUUUUGUCGUUGUUUUGCAGAAUAGAAUAGGGCAGUGACUGCACAGUUAUGAAAAAGAAAAAAAUGUUAAAGAAGAAAAGGCAUUUUAGGACUGUGGAAAUCUGUUUUCAAGAACCUUCCUGAAACACCUGUGGCUUUGACUUUGUUAUUGAUCCAGAUUAUUCUCCUUGCAUUGGGGAAAAUAUCUUUCAUACUUCACUGUAAGGGAUGGUUUUGCGAGAGUAAGUUAAUGUCAAGACAAACUGCCAAUACAAGAGCCCAAUGAUAUUAAUUACAUGAGAAAAAGUAACUAAUACAUCCAGUUUAGGACACGAGAUGUCUGAGUUAUUUGGACUGAAAGCGCACUGAGAGAACUCUGAAGAUUCCACUUUAUGGUCUAUCCAAGCCAAUUAUCAAAGGCUGCAUUUUUUUAGUGUAAAAUAAAUUGGGUGUUCUUCAGUAUCCGAAAAGGAUAAGCAAACCCAAAAAGAAAUAUGUAUCAGGUGUGCUAUAUCUCAAAAUGUGUUUUCAAGAGCAUCUGAAAUUUUUAUUGUCCAUGUAUCUUGAUGAUUUAUAAAGCUACUAUGAUCCAUAAUUCCAGAAAAUUUAUUGUCUUAACCAUUUUUAAAACUCAAAAAUAUCCAUAGUAAAAUUUCAAAUUUAGAUAUUAAAAAAUAUGUGAAAGAACAAAGAAAACAAAACUAUUUCUAACACUCUUAUACUAGAGAAAUUGUUUUACUCGCUCUCUGUUUUUCAUUUAACUUUACAGGUGAAAGACUUUGGUUGAACUUCAUAACAUAAGAACUGUCAAAGGGAAAAUGUCAAGUAAAAGGAAAGCCCUGCAUCUAAAAAAAGACUGAACAAUUAUGCCCUCAAUCUUUAAAGGUUUUAAACCUGCCCAGAAAUCCUCAUCAGUAUCUGAAGUUUCCCUCUGUCUCCUCCUCUAAUGAAGCUUGUUAUUGGUUAUGCACCAGCAUUCGAGAUAAUAAAAUUUCUUGUUCUGUGUA